AUGAAAGAAGCUCCAGCUGCAGCAGCUGCGGCAACGCUGCUCCCAUGUUUUCCGGGAGGCUGCUUCCCCCUCCCCCCUCUCUCAGCUUGCCACCUGCUCUUACACCUACUGCUGCUCCACGGACUCCCAUCGCUACAUCGCGGGAGCACUCUUCAACCCCACAGCAGCACCGUCGAGGCUGCUGGCAUGGCAGAGGCGCACGAGAGGCCGCAGGCGAAGCUGGGCAGGGCUGCUGGGUGUCCCGUGGCCGUCUCUCUCUUGAAAGGCGGACAUUGGGAGAAAGAGUGGGCACCGGGUGAGGCGAGGCUGGGCUGGGCUGCUGGGUGCCGUGUGGGCGUGUCCUUCCUGGAAGACAAGCAGAGGGAGAAGGAGGUGAGAUAUAAAGUUACAAACCAGGAGCCAGACGCCAGGAGAUCCACACUCUUGCACUUUCAUGCUCCUCCCUUUUCUCCCCCCGCUCCCAAUCCCGCUCCCCGCCCUCCUCACUCGUCCUCCGCAGCAUGGAAGGGCGCUACAGCGUGCACCUCUCCCCGCCCUGCCUCCUUUUCUCUUCCUCAUUGUGUCUUUCUCCUUCCCCACCCCAAUACUCCACCGGAAACCCCACAGUUUCCACCUCUUCAGCGCAUCAUGGUGGGGCGCUAUGUGUUAAAGCACUCCUUGCUUGCUUACCUUUCUUGCCAUGCUUUUUCCUCCCUCCCUCCUCUGCAUUUUCCCCUUAACCCCCCUCACCCUCCUCUCCUCUUCCGCGCAUCAUUGCGGGGCACUGUGGCACACAGAGCCAAGAUCACCGCUCUCCUCACGCCUCCCUUCUGGCCCUUGGUGGUUACUCCAGCAGUGUGUUCUUCCUCUUAUCAGCCUUCGUUAUCCACGCCUUUCACAACAGCGAGGAGCAAAUCGCCAAUUACCAUCUGCCAAGUGGCGAGUAAGGAGGAAGUGAGUGCGCAGGGAGGAGUUGGAAAAUGGGAGGGGAGAGACCAACAAGCACAACCCCAUCGCCUUGGCAAUCCACCAUCCACUCCCCUCCCCAUCCCCUCCCCACCAUCCACCCGUCUCCCCACCAUCCACCACACUCCCCACCAUCCACCCGUCUCCCCACUAUCCACCACACUCCCCACCAUCCACCCGUCUCCCCACCAUCCACCACUCUCCCCACCAUCCACCCCUCUCCCCACCAUCCACCCCUUUCCCCACCAUCCACCACUCUCCCCACCAUCCACCCCUUUCCCCACCAUCCACCACUCUCCCCACCAUCCACCCCUUUCCCCACCAUCCACCACUCUCCCCACCAUCCACCCCUCUCCCCACCAUCCACCCCUCUCCCCACCACCCACCCCUCUCCCCACCAUCCACCCCUCUCCCCACCAUCCACCCCUCUCCCCACCAUCCACCACUCUCCCCACCAUCCACCCCUCUCCCCACCAUCCACCCCUCUCCCCACCAUCCACCACUCUCCCCACCAUCCACCCCUUUCCCCACCAUCCACCACUCUCCCCACCAUCCACCCCUCUCCCCACCAUCCACCCCUCUCCCCACCAUCCAGGGCUCUCACCAUCCCCCUCACCACUCACAACCUGCCCGGGAGAAGGACAUGAGGGAGUGGAAACGAGUGGCAGUGCCGUGGAACCCAGAGGGCCCCAGGAGGAGGUAAGGCGCAAAGAGGUGCACGUUGUAUUGCCUCCCCAUGUUGCGCUGUAA
Molecule: messenger RNA, 1695 nt
Organism: Closterium sp. Naga37s-1
Lineage: Eukaryota; Viridiplantae; Streptophyta; Zygnematophyceae; Desmidiales; Closteriaceae
Source: the annotation of a GenBank genome assembly